ACAACAGAUCAAAUGCGUGUAAUUUGUCAUCAACGUCGUCAAAUACUUCCACAACAGACCAGGGCGCACCGGACAUAUCAAACUGAAAAGCGUCUGGAUUGUAGUUUUUUAAACUCCUAGUUGUAAUAUAUGUGGUCUUAGGUCUUACCUUGACAGUUCUCGUACAAUUACCGCCGACCAACUCACUUUCAACGCAGGCUCAGUAACUAAUGCGGCUCUCCUUAAAGUUCCCAUGAUCCCAGCUGGUGCGAUAAGAGAUUCAUCUCCUCUGACUGUGGACAUCACAGUCGCACAUGACAUCAGCAUCGGACAAGGAGCUGACAGCGAUAUCAAAUAUGGCGUGUCAGACGGUACCAGAUUUAUUGGGUUUGAAACAUGUGACAAGGGAAAUUAUGGAAGCAAUUCUCCAUGCUAUGAAUUGGAAGGCUUGUCUGGUUCUUCCUUAACCUCCGUACGAUCCGAGUCAGUUACCCCUAAACCCAGCGAGUCCUUCUAUCCCCGCCAGUUUGUCUUUACUCUCAGGCUAGAUGAACGCUGGGGCUCCUGCUACACUGCGCAUGACGGAGGUUUCGUGAGGACCGCUGGCUACAACAACCGACUGAUGCUCAGCAAGGGACUCACUCUCGAGGUUUACAAGGGUAAUGCAGGAGAGAGGGUUGGGAUCAGGUACAUCAAGGUCGCUGUCAAGCAAGACGCCUAGGAAGAGAAAUCCUCAAACACAGCGCACUUAAGGGAACCAUGGCAGUAGAAAAAGGAAACACGAGCAAUACUGGGACUUUCAAAGAAAUUUCAAUCAUUGCAUGUUUUUAGUUGGUUAGUAAAUAAAAACGGGACUAAGAGAAAUUUGUUGGUCAUUUUAUGUGUUAUAUAUGAUCAAUCAUUGUCAGUCUACAAACUUAAGACCGACAUUUUACAAUGCACAAUAAAUAAAAAGCCUUUCAAUCUGGACAAACACGUUGUUAAGA
This is a messenger RNA of Orbicella faveolata, 965 nucleotides long. RefSeq lists its product as uncharacterized. The record is from RefSeq and is a predicted model, not a curated record. NCBI's taxonomy places the organism in Eukaryota, Metazoa, Cnidaria, Anthozoa, Scleractinia, Merulinidae.